AUGUCAUAUACUAUCGGUCCGGCUCAAAAACUCGAUGCAGAGAAAAAAGAAGUUCAUUCGAUUCCAUGCAGUGUUCAGUAUACCGGUCCAGCAGAAGUAUCUUCAAAUUUCAUUCGAGAACAAAUUGAUGGAGAGUCGGCGGAACGAGGUAUGUUCCGUGGUCGUGGAAUGGAAGGAGCCGAGUGGAAAGCUCCCGAAGGGUAUGAAAUUCACGUUCUGAAAGAGAGAAAGGGGCCGAAAGGAGUGAUGUUGGAUAUUGAAUCUCGUCCAGAUGCGAUCAGAGUAUGGCAAUGGGAUCGUACUUGUGGCGAAGACAAUGCUGAUCGGACAACCAUUGCUCGAGCUUCUGCAUAUCUUCGAAUCGCCCAAUCACUUGCUGAUGACUAA
Caenorhabditis remanei is the source of this 387-nucleotide messenger RNA. RefSeq lists its product as uncharacterized. Lineage: Eukaryota; Metazoa; Nematoda; Chromadorea; Rhabditida; Rhabditidae. The record is from RefSeq and is a predicted model, not a curated record. Bases 1 to 387 code for a protein of 128 amino acids. Gene Ontology annotation, cellular component: ribonuclease H2 complex. Gene Ontology annotation, biological process: RNA catabolic process. The transcript has 2 exons.